Molecule: messenger RNA, 2112 nt
Organism: Colletotrichum tamarilloi
Lineage: Eukaryota; Fungi; Ascomycota; Sordariomycetes; Glomerellales; Glomerellaceae
Exons: 3
Biological process (GO): mRNA splicing, via spliceosome; regulation of alternative mRNA splicing, via spliceosome
Cellular component (GO): nucleoplasm
Molecular function (GO): N6-methyladenosine-containing RNA reader activity; mRNA binding
Source: RefSeq, a predicted model, not a curated record
UGGACCUCAGUCUGGCUUGCUGGCGCCGUUGGUCCCGGCCGCCGACGUUUGGGCAUUUUGCUAACUCGAUUACGACAGUUUGUGGGCGGCUUAGACUCCGAUACAGCUCGCACCAUCACCAUACAAAUGGGAGAUGUUCAAUCUCCUCCCAACGUCACCGAGUAUCCUAUUGUGGACUCUCACCAGGGCUUAAACGCAAACGCUGCAAGUGUUUCGCCCAUUCUUCUAGACGAGAAGUCGAGGAUGGAAGCUCAAGGCAUCCCCCAUCUGCAGCAUCAGCAGUACGGCCCUCCGCAACAUGCCUUUUCGUCUCAACUCGACAUGGCUCAGCAGCCCGCAGCCGGUCGCCCCGGGAAUUUCAACAUGAACAACAUGGCGAACGCGCUGCCCCAGUCAAGCAUGAGGCAUGGGCAUUACGUGCCCGGUGGCCAGCCGCAGCAUCAACAGCAGCGAUUCAGCCCGGCCACAUCCUCGCCUUCGAUGAUGCCGCAGAUGCCACAGAUGGCUCCUCAGUAUCCUGGCCAAGGCGCGAUGCCCAUGGGAAACCCGCAAUACUACAUGCCGCAGCACCACCAGAUGCAGCACUACUACACCAACCAGCUCUCUCCGACUCAGCAGCAAGCUCGCCCAAACAUGGGAUACUACCCGAGCCAAAUGGUUAUGAACCACCCGCAGCAUAAUCAGAUCCCUCAAGGGUACUACUAUCCUCCAGCUGGCCACUACUCCCAGAAUCAAGCUCUUCACAAUCCCAUGGUCUCGGCACAGUACAUGGGAACGAACACCGGACACAGCGACCCUAGAGUCAUGCCUCAGAUGCCCAACGGAAUCGACCCUAGCGGUAUGAACGCUCCCUCGAGCCACAGGUCAAGUGGUAUUGCGCGCUCAGUGCCAACGUGUCGGAGAGACAUCACUGACCGAACUAUAGAUGUGGGUGAAGGUCGAUCCGGGGUUGUACGCGGGCCACCGCGAAAACCGCGUCAAAGUGGACAUGCGAUCUGGGUUGGAAAUCUUCCGCCUCAAACCGACCUCAUGAACCUCGUCCACCACGUGUGCAAGGAGGCAAACGGCCUCGAGUCCCUAUUCUUGAUAUCGAAGAGCAACUGUGCAUUCGCCAACUUCAAAGACGAACAAACAUGCGUGACGGCUCAACAAAAAUUACACGAUUCUAAAUUCCAGUCCGUUCGCCUGGUCAGCCGCUUGCGCAAGAGCACUGUCGAGGGCGCAACAGGUGUUACAGCACCUACAGGCCCAGCGGCCUCUUCUGGAUCGCAAACGCCUCACGAUGUCGCUGCACCGCCAAGCGCUACUGAAGCUACUCCCGAAGUGGCAGUGGCAGAGUCCAAUGAUGUCAAGCCCGUCACCGCAGUAGAAGCAACAUCUCAGAAGGAUAAGUUCUUCAUCCUGAAAAGUUUGACUGUGGAGGAUCUCGAGCUUAGUGUCAGGACGGGGAUCUGGGCAACCCAGUCUCACAAUGAGGAUACGCUGAAUGCCGCUUUCAAUGCCGUCGACAAUGUUUACUUGGUGUUUUCUGCGAACAAAUCGGGCGAAUAUUUCGGAUACGCAAGAAUGACAUCCCAAAUUAACGAAGACCCGGACGCCGCUAUCGAGUUUGCCCCCAAGGCACAGUCCGCUAACGAUGUCGACUUGCCGAAGGCAAUUCCUACCGAACCCACAGAGUACGCGCCCAAGGGCAGGAUCAUUGAUGAUUCGGCCCGUGGCACCAUCUUCUGGGAAGCAGAGCGUGAGGAUGGAGAGAGUGGUGACGAGGAAGAGGAAACCGAAAUGGAACAGAGCGAUGCGAGCAGCCGUAAGAGCGGGAACCAAGAAGCCGAUGGUAACACCAAGGCUUGGGGGAAGCCCUUCAAACUCGAAUGGCUGUCGACGGCACGACUGCCAUUUUACCGCACCAGGGGUCUUCGUAAUCCAUGGAACUCGAACCGCGAGGUCAAGAUCGCGAGAGAUGGCACCGAGCUGGAACCGUCCGUCGGAAGAAGGCUGAUUGGGCUCUUCAAUAGAGUUCAGAGUCCUGGUCCAGGUUCAGUGCCGGCUAUGCGACCCGGAAUGGCGAUGAUUGCAGGAUAUUCGCCCAUGAGGCCACAGUACCAACAAUAA